Messenger RNA from Acanthoscelides obtectus, 658 nucleotides. NCBI's taxonomy places the organism in Eukaryota, Metazoa, Arthropoda, Insecta, Coleoptera, Chrysomelidae. The record is from the annotation of a GenBank genome assembly.
AAAAUGACAGUUAAGUUUGGAUUUACCUUCAAAGAAAAAGACGAGUUACAAUUGCCUCAGUGUGUGAUAUGUAUGAAUGUUUUAAGUAAUGAUCGCAUGAGACCCAAUCACCUUGAAAGGCAUUUGAAGCAACAACAUCCUACCCUAGUUUUGAAGACGAAAGAGUUUUUUUCUUCUGAAGCAGAAUCACUCAAGCGGAUAAGACUGUAUAAAUCGGAAAGUUAUCACACAGCUCCAUUUGAAAUAGCUUUUGUGAUAGCAAAGCGAAAGAAACCUCAUCCUGUCGGUGAAGAAUUAAUAAAACCAUGUGUCCUAAAAGCCACGCAGAUAAUUUUAGGAGAAGAUGCAGAGCAAAACAUGAAGUCUAUUUCUCUUUCGAAUAGCACACUCAAGCGUAGAAUCCAUGACAUUGCAGCAGACAUAAAGUCACAAAUAAUUAACAAAGUAAAAUUAUCGCCAUUUUUUGCCAUUAGUUACCAUGAAUCUACCGACACCGUUAAUUGUGGACAGUUAAUAGUUUAUGUUCGUUACAUCGGCGGAGAUAUCAUUUAAGCAGACAUUUUGUACUCCCAAUCUUUGACAGCAGGUACUAGAUCUGACGAUAUAUUUAAUUCAAUAUCAAAUUUUGUUGAAAAAAGUGAUUUGAAUUGGAAAAAGC